Passer domesticus (house sparrow) is the source of this 12866-nucleotide messenger RNA. RefSeq names its product hydrocephalus-inducing protein homolog. Gene Ontology annotation, biological process: axonemal central apparatus assembly; cilium movement. The record is from RefSeq and is a predicted model, not a curated record. The transcript is spliced from 67 exons. Gene Ontology annotation, cellular component: axoneme. NCBI's taxonomy places the organism in Eukaryota, Metazoa, Chordata, Aves, Passeriformes, Passeridae. The coding region runs from base 301 to 12681 and encodes 4126 amino acids.
UGCUCGUUCGCAGCCUCGGCGCGUUCGGGCGGCUGCACUCGGCGAUUCGCCAAGUGCAUAGUUCGCAGAUCGUUGUUUUCUGUGAGCGAGUGCUGAGCGUUCGCGGAGAUUUUGUCUCUGCGAGCAACUCCAGAACUCGCAAAGCAUUGGUCUUUGCGAGGGACUCCUAAAUUCGCAGAACAUUGGUUUCUGUGAGGGAGUCCUGUACUCGCAGAACAUUGGUCUUUGCAAGGGAAUCCAGAAUUCAGUUUGAAGUUUUGUUGAGGCCUUGUCGCUCAUCUGCGACAUCCUCCCUUCAGAAUGGCGUCUGGAUUCUCGGGAAGGAUACCGAAAUUUCCUAAUUUGUUCAGGGACAGACUGCAGCCUAAUACUGUAAAUCCUGCCAAGUUUCAGAGGGAUCAGUAUAAAAAGAUGAGGAAGGAGGCCGGCAUUGACUGGGAUUAUCUGCCCAAUAGGCGCUCAUUUCUAGACCUGGGUGACCCUGAUCAACAGCUGCCACCAGAACCCCCGAAAAAGAGCUUGUUUCAGGUUUCUCCAACAGAGAUGGUAUUUCAGAACUUCGUCGCUCAUGAGGUCUCUGAAAUGGUACUCUCGAUCAUGAAUAAGGACAAGAUUGCUCGGAUGGUGAAGGUCUGCAUGGAGAGCUCGCCUUAUUUCCAGCUGGCAUGCCCCAGUGAUGUGUACCACGUCGUGCCACCAGGCGCCUCUGCCCAUGUGCGCAUCCGCUUCACCCCCGAGGAGAACAAGGAUUAUUCCCACGAGCUCGUCUGCAAGACUGCAAAGGAAAAUAUAGUUGUGCCAAUUCGGGCCAUUUGUGCCCGAGCUGUCCUGGUCUUCCCUGACCAGCUGGACUUCUCCACGUGUCCAGUCAAUCACAGCACCCAGAAGACUCUGCUGGUUCGCAACGUUGGUAACCUGGAAGCUCAUUACCAGCUGAGCACCCAGAGUCCUUUCUCCGUGGUUCCAGCCACAGGAACUCUGGGCGCUGGUGACACCAUGGAGGUGACAGUGGGAUUUCACCCGCUGACAAACGAUGACUAUGCCGGGUCCCUGUGCUGCAACACAGGUGAAGAAAUUAUCCACACAAAGCUCUAUGGAGAAGCUGUAGAUGUCAAUGUUGUGUUGAGCACAAAUUCCGUGAAGUUUGACAAGACUUUCAUCACCAUGUCAAACCAGACAACCAUGUACAUCGAAAACAGGAGUAACAUCACAGCCCACUUCCAGUGGAAGGCUUUUCCUGCUGAGGAAGAUGACAAUGAAGAGAAAAAGAGGCAGUGUCGUUUGCUGCAGCCAUCGAGUGAGGUGUGGCUGGAAAACUUCAUGGAGGAGAAAGAAAUAGAGAAGGAGAAGGGCUUUUGUGAAGAUCACACUGCCCUCCUGAGCAGCAUGGUCCAGGAGAAAAUGGCAAAGGUGCAAGAAGACCCCUUGCUGUUCUCCAAUGACUUUUUUUUCAUUGAGCCAAUGGAGGGAGAAGUCAGGCCGAAUUGUUCGGCUAAAAUCAAGGUGACCUUCAAACCCCUGGAAGCAGUGGAGUAUCAAAGUGUGGCUUAUUGCAGCAUCUCAGGCCGUGAGAGCAGGCCGCCCCUGUACCUCAGAGGGGAAGGCCAAGGACCCUUGGUUGGACUCAGCUCUGAUACGCUGAGCCUUGGCUACCUUUUUAUCGACACCUUCUACGUCUAUGAGGUGAAACUGAUUAACCAAGGAGCUCUUGAUGCUCCCUUCACCUAUAUCCCUUCAACCACAAACGUGGAUUUCUCCUUCAAGUUUGCACCUGAGGAGGGCAUCAUUGCACCAGGGGGGACCCAGACUAUUCAGGUCUCCUUCAAAACCACCAUGUUGGGGUGGUUUCAGGAAGAAUUCCGCUUCAGUGUGGCUGAAUCUCCUACGCCUGUGAUCCUGACCAUCAGGGGCUGUGUCACUGGACCGAGGUUACACUUUGACGUCCCUGAGCUCGACUUCGGGGACAUCUCCUUUGGCUUUCCCUACACCAAGAGCUGUCGCCUCACUAACAACUCCGUGGUGCCCGUGACGUUCAAGCUCCGCGUGUUGGACGAUGGCGCGCAGCCAGCUGUUAGCAGCUUUGAUCAGAUACGCAGCGACAGUGACCCAUCCUGGAGGAAUGGAAUUGAUUUUUGUCUGCAGCCAAGGGAGUUUACAAUGAAUCCCAGCCAAGGGACCAUCCUCCCCCAGGGACACCAGGAUAUCAAGGUGACCCUGUGUUCCAACACCGUGACGACUUUCUGCCGGAGAAUGCUGGUGGACCUGGAGGGCAUUGCUGAGGGAGUGACAUCACUGAUCCUCAGAGCCAGAUGUCUCGUUCCUGAGCUGCGAGUGUACCCCCGAGUCCUGCAGUACAAGGAGUGCUACCUGAAGGUGCCAUACGAGAGGAGUCUCUACGUUUCGAAUCCCACCAACAUUCCUGGCUGCUACGGGCUUAUUCCCCAGGAACGCAAGGAGGACACUCCUGUGCUCUACUCCAGCCCCAAGCCCUGUGGGAUUGUCCAGCCUCGCAGCACUGCAGAGAUUCCAGUUGUAGUUGAAGUGCAGGCGCUGGGCACGCAUCACACCAGUGUUGUCAUCGGCGUGUUCGGGGAUGAGAGAAAUCCUCUGAGAGCAGAAUUACAGAGCUCUGGACUGCUGGAAAAAAUCUACCCAUCUCCAUGUCUGAUAAAGUUUGGCACGAUCCAAGCUCUACAGCCUACUUCACAAAGCUUUACUCUCUUCAACAAAGGUCUCAUCCCUGCAGACUUCAGGAUAGAGAUUACUGAAAAACCCCACUGCUUUGUUAUUGAACCCAGAGAAGGAGUGAUCCCCGCUAGGGGUGAGGUUCCUGUGACUAUCACAGCAACCCUGGAUGACACUGGGCUUUUUUGUUACUCUAUCAAGCUGUUCAUUGGGAACAGCCUUUGGACCACCUUCUUGCUCGAGGCCUUGAGCAUUGGCACCACAAUUGUCAUAGACAAACCAUUCACCCCAGAGAUCAACUUCGGAUACCAAUUCAGCUUCCUUCCCUGUGUUCGUCGGUUCAAAGUAACAAACCGGGGCUGCCGUUUCCAUCGGCUCUUCUGGAAAGCAGACUGCUGCAGCCCACCUGAGGAGGAGGCCCAGAGUGUCUCAGCCCUCAGUAGCCCCAAGGAUGAUUCCCAGAGCCCCAAACGUGCCAACCCUGCGUUUGGGGUGGAGCCAUGGUCGAUGGAGCUGCAGCCAGGCCAGUCUGUGGACAUGGUGCUGCGAGGCUUCUCCCGCAUCGCACAGGAGGUGCAGGAUGCUGUGUUCUGUGAAGCGAUGAUUGGGUUAGACCCCAAGCCAAAGAAGAUUAUAGAAACAAUCGUUACCUGCGAGUUUAUUCACCCCUCUAUAGAAGUGUCAGCCAGACAAUUCUCUUUCCGCGUGGAGAAGAAACCCAGUGAUGUCCUGAGGCUGCAGUACCAGCCUCUGUCUUUAAAAAACACCUGCCUGCUGCCACUGGACCUUAUGCUGGACUUGGAGCAGCCGUUCCUGGUCUGUGAUAAGGACCAGCAGCCCCUCCCAGAUGGCCAGCCUCUGAGAUUGGAUGUAGGGGAGACCUGUCAUCUCUACGUCGCAUUUGACCCAGCUUUUGGACUGGAUUUGAAGAGCUGGAAGAAAGAGAAGGUUCUGAAGAUAGACAUGGUCAGGGGCCAUCCUUUUGUGGAGCAUAUCACCCUUCGGGGAGAAGUGCACUUCCCAAAUCUCCAAAUCCAGCCCAGCACCCUGGACUUUGGCUGCAUCCUGGCUGGCACUGAAGAAGUGCGUUCUCUGAAGAUGACCAACUGCAGCCCACUUCCCGUCCAGUACCACUGGUCAUUCCAUUCCAGCAGCCAGGUGAACAGGUUGAGAGAUGAGCUUUACCCACCUAAAUUCAAACCCCAGCCUCCAAGGGGGAAGAUAACCUGUUUGGAUCGCCGGGCAUCUCAAUGGAGACACUUCAGGAUUAGAAAGGAGGAGGGAGCCAGCACCUUGAAAGAAGUGCAGGAUUUAAACCAAUCUUUAGGAGUAGAGGUGCCACCUCAAACUCCUGAACACCUUCGAAUCCCACUAGGGUUGGAGGAAUUCAGAUGCUCCAUAGACUUCCCUUACACGCCCCUCGAAGCAGAGAAGGCUUUCAGGAUCGUGCCACUGUCAGGUGUGCUGCAGCCAGGAGAGAGCCAGCAGGUCUCCGUCACCUUCUGUGGCCACCUCAACACCAUCUGCAAUGUCACGGUGCUGUGCCACGUGGAGGGAGGCCCCAGCUACAAGGUGGUGCUGACCGGGGAGGCCUCACGUGUCAGCUACUCCCUGAGGCCCCGGGAGAUCAGCUGUGGCUCUCAGAUGUUUAACGAAAUUCAUCACAGCAAUGUCACCCUGGCAAACAGUGGCAAGAUUGAAUUCAGCUGGGUGCUAAACCCUAGCCCUGCAGACAAGCAUUUGCCUGGUGUGUUUCUGGUCAAGCCCACCACUGGCUCCAUUGCACCUGGCAAGAAGCAAGUGCUGAAAUUCUCUUACAUGCCGGGAUUACCAGGAGCCUUCAGCAGGACUUACCAGCUUAAAGUGGGUGACCUGGACCCAGAAAAUAUCUGCCUGAAAGGAGAAGCAUCCUUUCCCAUGAUCAGUGUCAACCUGCCCUGGAACAUCAAAGGAAAUGAAAAAUAUGAGAAGACACUGAAACGGCUCAUAAAACGCCGGCAACUAUACACUCCAGGAUAUAAAUCAGUUGUUCAGAAGAAGACACAGAGCCCAAAGAGCGAGACCUUGAAGUCUCAGACCCCGACAAUUCAGACCUUGAAUAUUCAGAAUGCGAAGACUCAGGACCUGAAGCCCCACAUCUCUCAUUCUGGCAUUGUAUUAAACACUCAGAUGCAGAUAAAGAUGAUGAACAUGCUGAUAGAGAGGACUUUUCUAGAGCUGCAGCAAAUUCUUCCAUCCCAUCCCCCAAAGAGCAGGUUCCCUGACAAGGAGCUGUGCCAGAGUCUUGUCAAAGUUGAGCUGCUGGAGUAUGUCCUGGACAUGGGCCCUGUCCUUAAGGGUUACACUGAGACACACACUCUGAAGAUCACCAACCCUGGGCAGAUCCCAGUGUCCUUCCAGGCCAAUGGAUCUGUCCUGCAGGACACAGGUUUCAGUGUGGACCUGGACCAGAAGAAUGGCCUCCCCCCCAAGCACACCAUGGCGUUUGACGUGCGCUUUGAAAGUGCCCACAGGCCACAGGGUGACGUGGAAGUGGUGCUGCCCAUCGAGGUGACACAAGGCCCCACAUAUAACAUCCGUCUCCGUGCCACUGUGUUGGAACUGUCACUCAACCUCUCCAAGAACAGACUGCAGUUCUCUGACAUCCUCGUUGGGCAGUGCCAGGUUGAGACCAUCCGACUCUACAACCAGUUCCGAGUACCCUGCAAAUGGUUCAUUACUGCCAGCAAGCCUGUUCUGAAGAAAAAUCACCUCCAAUACAUGACACCAGCCAUACGUGAGAAGCGGCAGACGCUGGAGGAUGAGCCCUGUCCCUUUGAAGUGACGCCCUCCAAAGGAACCCUUGAUCCAGGAAAGUGGCAGAACUUGCACAUCCAGUUUACACCCAAGGAGGAGAGGUCUUACAACAAUGAGCUGGAGCUUAACAUUCAUGGGAGCAGCAGCCACUUGAAGCUGCGCCUCUCAGGACAAGGUCUGCAGCCACGGUUGGAGUUCAGCCCCCCAGCAGUAAAGAUGGGAUGGAUGCUGGUGGACAGUGAUGGGGUGGAGGCCACAGUGGUGGUGAAGAAUCCAUGCAACUUCCCCACUGAGUUUUACUCACUGGAUUUUGAUGAGCAGUACCUUGAGGAGGAGAAGAUCCUACGGAUGGCAGUGGGGUCUGAGUACCAAAAGAGCUUUUUUAUGCCUCCACGUGCCGUGGGUGAGACGCUGCCCCCAGAGGUGCUGGAGGACUAUGAAGCACAGAAGAGGCCAGAGGCUCAACAGGAAAAGCUCGAGGCCAUGGCAGAAACCAAGGCCAGGGCUGAGGCCAAGGCCAAGGCCAAGGCCAUGGGCAAGGCAGCAGCAGCAUACAGGACUGUCACAUUCUGUCCUGAGUCCUUGGUGAAAAUGACUGGGAAUCCUAUCUCUCGGGCUGUCAUGCGCCACCUGGGCAUUGACCCAUCUUCAGGGAGGUGUGAAGCGCAGCAGCACCGAGGGAUUGUUGUCAUUGUCCAUGGGCCACCCCGGGCAGGAAAGACAGAGAUAGCAGCAGGCCUGUGUCAGUAUUACGACGCUGCUUAUGUGUCCAUUGGCACUGUGGUGGAAGAGGCCAUGGCCAACGACCAGAGCCCAGCAGGGCUCUGUGCCCGGGAGCUCUGCACCAAGGCUGCCAAGGAGCUGAAAGACAAAGAUGAAGGUGAUGCUGGUAAAAACCCUCAGACCAAGAAUAAACGAGCCUCUGGGGAAAAAGUCGACAAGAAGGAUGCCAAAGACAAGACCCCUCCAGCACAAAAGAAGAGGGAUCUAGCCAGCAAACUCGACAAAAAGGACACCAAGUUCACAGUUUCCACUGCUCCUGCACCGCAGCAGCUGAACAUCAUCAGCAGUAGUGGGAAAGAGCUGAACUGCUUGAGCUGUGUGCUGCCCGAGGACCUGCUGGUGGACAUCCUGAGUGAGAGGCUGAAGCGUAAAGACUGCUCCAAGGGAGUGAUCUUUGAUGGCUUGGAGAGCCUCUUUGCAGGCAGCCUGGAAUCUUCUCUGCUCUGCAUACUCAAAGCUGUCAAGAAUUGUCAUCAUAUCUACAUGGUGAACCUGUAUGAGGAUUAUGCUUCUUGGAAAGCCAGGGGCGAAGCUGAAAGAAAGAGGAAGGAAGCUGAAAGAGAGAAGGAAGAGCUGCAGUGGGAAAAAGCUGUGCACAAGAUUGCAGAACGUGUCUUGCAAGUAGAUGAGGAAGAGUAUAAUGCCCUUCCUAAAGAGAAGAAAGCAGAAGUGGAUAAAAUAAUACUGGAAAAGAAGCGCAUAUGGAGGAAGAGGGAGCUGAAGCAGCUGGCUCAAAAGCUUGAGGAGGCAAAAGCCUUAGAGGAGGAAGAAAGGCGGAAGGAGGAAGAGAGGCAGAAGGAGGAAGAGAAGCUGAAGAAGGAAAAAAAGGGCGUCUCUGUGAGGAAGCAACCUCCAAAACCAGAGAAGGAGAAAACCAAACCCUCAGAGAAGAAGGAAACCAAGCCCCCAGAGAAUAAAACUAAGCCUCCAGAGAAGGAAACCCAAGCCCCGGAGAAUAGGGAAACCAGACCCCCAGAAAAUAAGGAAACCCAAACCCCAGAGAAGAAGGAAUCCCAAGCCUUACAGAAGAAGGAAACCCAGGCCAUAGAGAAGAAGGAAACCAAAGCCCCAGAAAAGAAGGAAACCAAACCCCCAAAGAAGAUGGAAACCAAAAUCCCAGAGAAAUGGAAAUACAAAGCCCCAAAGAUGUGCAAAAUCACAAUCCCAAAGAAGGGGGAAGCCCAAGCCCUAAAGAAGGGGGAAGCCAAAGCCCCAAAGAAGGGGGAAAACAAAAUCCCAGAGGACCCAGCUGAGAUGGAGAAUAACUUGAUCCUGAGGUUUCAGAUCUAUGAGUCAUCGCAGCAGAACGUUGCACAGGUUUUCUCCUACUGGGACAGGGUUCAGGGUACUGUGCAGUUACCUGUGAUCCAAAAGGGAAACAAGUCCCAGUCUUCAGCUGAAAACAAAGGUCAGAAGACCAGUAAGCCCCAGGAGAAGGUGGAGAAGAAGCCUGAACAAAAAAGUGGAGACCAAAGGAGUCUUCAGUCAUCUCAGCUGGAUACACAAAGUGAAGUUGCAGAGGGGGCAGUCAGAGAAGAGCACGUUGGGGUGCCGUGCCUGGACAUCCAGGUCUCAGAUCCAAAGGCCAUGAUCAGAGAGAUCCUGAGGGAAGGGAAGCUGCCAACAGAAGAUGAGAUGCUGAAACAUGUGGGACUGCAUCCCGACGGCCCUCCCCUUCCCCCCGGUGGUGUGCUCUCCAUAGUGGAGUACCCAGAGGAGAGGUUGGGCUCUGCAGAGCGUGUGGAGCCCUUCACCAUUGUGGCACCUGAAGGUGCUGCUGUGGAAGACAAUCUGGCCAAGGCCCCACAAGCAAAGAGCAGUUCUGCCAAGGGCCGACCAAAGACAGGUAAAGCAGCCAGCAGAGACAGCUCUGCAAAGGAGAAGCACAUCUCCACACAGAGAACAGAAAGUCCCCGGGAUUCCUCUGCAACAAGAUCCAAAAGUACAUGGGAAAGUGCCUCAACCCCUACAGAAUUCCUCAGGCUGAAACGGUACCGGUGGAUAGUGCCUGCCCACGGUGAGGUGGAACUGAAGGUGCACUUCUCCGCCAAAAAGCCAGGGAAGUUUGAGCAGACACUGAGGUUUGAGCUCAUGCAGUCAAAGUGCCAGUACGAGCUGCCCUGCAGUGGCACCGGCCUGUACCCCAGCAUCUGCCAGAACCCACGGGUGGUGUUUCCACAGUGGAGGAAAACCAUGAAGGAAGAUGAAGUCAUCUUCAAGGAAUAUGUUGAGAGCACAAAGCAAUUCCACUUUGGACCACUGCUGUGUGGGAAAUCAAGAGAGUGGUACAAGGCCCAGAACUGUCCCAACAACUCAGAGAAUAUCACCAUCCUCAACAACUCCCCCAUGGACGUAAAGGUCAAGUUCUCCUUUAAGAAUGAUGGGAAGACAUUCCUUCUGGACCCUCCCAGCAUGACACUGAAACCAAAGGAGAAGCAGAAGCUGACCAUUUGGGCAUACCCCACUUCCCCUGGCUUCCUGGAAGACAAGCUCAUCUGCAGGAUUGGGAAGAACCCAGACCCAGUGGUCUUCAGCCUGUGCUGCCAUGGGGUGCACGUGAAGCUGGAGGUCAGCCCCCGGCAGCUGUAUUUUGACAAGCUGCUUCUGCACAGGACUGACAGCAGGACCUUGGUCCUGAGAAACAACACCCUGCUGCCCAUGGCCUGGCAGCUCAAUGGGCUGGAUGACCUUGUUGAGGACUUCUCCUUGUCACAAAAUAAUGGCACCAUUGAUCCCCACUCAGAGUUUGAAGUGACACUGCAAUUCAAGGCUGAGCAGAUUGGCAGCAUUGAGAAGACCCUCCGACUAGAGGUUUCAGAUACAGAAAACAUCCUGGGGAUUGUCCAGGCUGAAAACAUCAAAGUCUCUGCAGAGGUCUAUGAUGUCUCUCUGAGCAUCGACAUGCCUGAAGGUCCAGAUGGAAUCUUGGAAUUUGGAACCAUUAAUGUCCUGGAUAAUGUGAAGAAAGUCCUGAGUCUAAAGAACAAAGGGAGAUACAACAUUGAGUACAGUUUCACCGUGAAGGGUGCAGGUCCCAGGACACGAGAUGUGGCAUCCCACUUCACUGUUGCACCUCAGUCAGGCAUCCUGAUUGCCUCCCAGCCUGGUGUGAAUGUUGAGAUCCUCUUCCACCCCACAAGUGAGAUGCUCCUCAAGAACAGGCCCAUCCUGUACUGCCAGGUGAUAGAUGCCAGCUCAGGUGAAGGAGGCCAGGCUGUCGCCAUCAUCCCAGUGAAUGUGUCAGCAAAAGCUGUGUACAGCAAGUACAGCAUUGAGCCUGCCUCACCCAUCAACUUUGGAGCCAUGAUCAAGGGCACCAAGAAGACCCAGACUGUUGUGCUGGAGAACAAAGGCAUGCUCAACUUCAAAUUCUACAUCCGCCAAGCACCCGAGGAGACAUCUACAUCGGAAAGCAAAAGUUCAAAGCAAGGGGAAUCUGCUCCACUGGCUACAAAGCAAUCAACAGCAAGGAAACCAAGCUCCUUGACACAGAGUCACCUCAGUCUUGGCAUGUUCACGGUGUCGCCCUGCUCCGGCUCCAUCAGUCCGUGGGGCCAGCAGAAGAUCACAGUGGAAUGCCUCGCAGGGCAGGAGGGGACAUGUGAGGAGCAGCUCUACAUUGACAUCCCGGGCAGAGACCCCAAGGACAAUCCCCUCGGCAUUCCCUUCACCCUGACUGCCGAGUCCUGCCUCCCAGGAUUUGCUGAGGAUGUGAUGUUAAUCUUCGAGGAGUACCCGAUCUGCAGCAGCACCGACCUCAGCCGCAAGCUGCAGUCGGUGAAAGGCCUGGGCCUGUUCAUCAGAGAUGAGAACAAAUUCAUCUUCAACAAGGUUCUGGUUGGGCAAGAGGCUGAAGCUCAUUUCAGUAUCUACAGUGCAAGCAGUCUGCCAUGUGACGUGGUCCUCUCCAUCAAACCCCUGCCUGGAAAGGAACAAAUCCCUAUCAAAAACAUUUUCAAGUUGGAUCCAGUCAAGAUGUCCGUUCCUGGCUCAUCCUGUGCUGUUGCUACAGUGACCUUCACCCCACCAGAUGAGCAGAAUUACAACUGCACCUUCAAGGCUUCCCUUGUCAUCCCAAAAGGCUCUGUGAAAAUGAAGCCCCAAACGCUGACCUUCACCAUCAGCGGGCAGGCGCACGAGCCGCAGCUGACGGUCGUGCGCCCAAGCGCCCGCAGCAAGCGGGGAACGGCCGUGCUGCGCUUCCAGAGGCUCCGGGUGGGGCGCUCCGAGGUGCUGCCCCUGGUCAUCCGUAACGACGGCAUCACUCCUCUCAAGUUUAUGUUACGCCUGGAGCACGAGUACGGAGCGUUCUUCUUGAAAGGCAGGGACUCCACACUCAAGGUAUUCCACACUGAAGAUGUGGGAGAGGACUCCACUGGAAACGAGAGCAAGCCCACGAAGCCUUUCUUCCUUCUGCGUUGUGGGCAAUCGACAGAGUUUGAUGUCAUUUUCAAACCCACCCUGGCUCAACGUCUGGAAGGGAAGAUUCGUCUGUUGGUGGGGAACAUCUACUCUAACAAAGUCCUAGUAGAGCUGGUGGGUGAAGGCCACAAGGACAAAUUCACCCUCGUUGGACUAGAGGAAGACACCCGGGAGAGGAAUGCUAAGAGCAGUCUGAACAAAGACAUCAUUGAUGCUGUCAGAGUGAACCACAUGCAGUUUGGGGACUGUCCUGUCGGGAAGCCCUGCCGCAGGACCUUCACCAUGAGCAACCACACCCGUCACCAGUUCAUGCGCUUUGAGUGGGAGGCAGACGGCCCAUUCCAGUUGUCCCCCAAGGUGGGACACCUCCGUCCUCGCCGUGCCAAGGAGAUCACGGUGACCUUGAAAUCAGAUGUCCCAGCCACCUUCAGGAGGCACCUUGUGAAAUGUAAGGUGACCAAGAUCAACUUUGAGCUGCCACCAAGGAAGGUUCCUGACUGGGAUGACCAAAAGAUCACUAUCUCAUGGUGGAGUACCCCCAGCAAAGACUCGGCAGACAAAUCCCCUAAAAUAGAGAGGGUGGUCAAGGUAGCCCCGGAACCGGUCCACACUGUGGUGGAGGAGAGCAGCCAGGAGGUCGAGGUGUACCUCAGUGCUGUUGUUGGCUACACAGAGUUGAAGCUGAGCACGGUGGUGGUUCAGUUCAAGGAUACAUUGCCCUUCCACACAAGGACAGCCACUUUCAGCAUGCACAACACAGGGAAGGCAGCCCUGGAAUACUACUGGGAGGAACCUGCAGAUAAACCAGUGAAGAAGCCAUACUCAAUCACUCUGAUGCGUCGGUUCCUCUCCUAUCAAACUGUGAAGAAUCGCAGAAAGCUGCUGCGUCGUUACUGGCGGUACCUGGCCCGUCUUGCCAGGAUGCGUCCUAAAGUGCGGCCGCGGGAGCGGCGGCCUGACAAGAAUGAGCUGUUUAUGCGGUGGUGGUGCCGGCUGAUAGGGGUGGAUCCCAAGGAGCUGAUGGGUUCUAAAGUGCAGGAGGGUUCUGAGGAUCAGGACGGUUCCAAGAAGCGGAAGAAGGGUUCCAAGAAGAAGCAGCAGCAGGAUUCCGAGCAGCAACAGCAGCAGCAGGAUUCCAAGCAGCAGCAGCAGCAGCAGCAGCAGCAGGGUUCCAAGCAGCAGCAGUCUUCUGAGGAGGAGCAACUGGAUUCCAAGCAGAAGGGUUCCAAGAAGCGGAGCCACUCCAAGGAACAGCACGUCUCUGAGCAGCAGCAGCAGCCCUCUGAGCAGCAGAAGCAGCAGUCUUCUGAGGAGGAGCAGCUGGAUUCAAAGCAGAAGAAGGGUUCCAAGAAGCAGAGCCGCUCCAAGGAACAGCACCUCUCUCACCAACAGCUGCAGCAGCCCUCUGAGCAGCAGAAGCAGCAGUCUUCUGAGGAGGAGCAGCUGGAUUCCAAGCAGAAGAAGGGUUCCAAGAAGCAGAGCCGCUCCAAGGAACGGCACCUCUCUGAGCAGCAGCAAUCCCAGCAGCAGCCCGAGCAGCAGCCUGAGCAGCAGCCCUCUGAGCAGCCUGAGCAGCCCGAGCAGCAGCCUGAGCAGCAGCAGCAGCCCAAGAAGCCAGUCCCUUCCAAGAAGCGACGCCGCUCAAAGGAAAAGCACCUCUCUCUGAAGCACGUCACUUCCUCCAUGGAAAUCUUCCCAGAUUUCACUGAUGACCUGGCACUGUUCUCCAUCGACCCCUACCGUGGCACCCUUGCUCCUGGCCAGAAGCAGACCUUCCACGUGCGGUUCGCCCCGAAGUGCGCAGGGAAGUUUGAGACCACCAUGCUGUGCAGGAUUCCUAACCUGAGGCCAACUCAGAAGAAAGUGCGGGUGAUUUUGAAAGGCAGAGCCCGGGAGAAGAAGAGUUUUGGUAAACCGAAACGCUCUGCAUUACAGCAGAGAGAGGAUGGCCCGAGACCCAAGAAGCAGGUGCACUGGAAACCAGCACCUGAGUGACAGCACUGGUGCCAGCUGGAGCAUCUGGCAGCAGACAGCAACAUUGUGCCUUCUGCUGCUGAUGGUCUCCCACCCUUCACCAGAGACCUCUGCAGCUACCCUUCCAAGCUCCAGUGAACACCUCUGUUACCUAAGUUAACUAACUAACUGUUAGUUAAUUGUUAAUUAAACAAUGGCAAUAAUAA